AUGGAAGGUCUUAAAGAUUUGCUUGCUCCUAAAACACUCCACUGGUUCAGUUAUGUGGCAAAUGUAUGUUGGUUUGUGCCUGGAACUAUCCUAUCAGCAAUCUUACUAGACAUUGAAAACAGCGAACCGACUGACUUUCGCUGUGACUCAAAUGGUGACAGGGAACUCAUUGAUGUUAAGUGUUACGAACAGUAUGAAAAACAGUACAACAAAUUCGUUAUUCCUGUGUAUGGGUUCGUGAUUAUCAACUUCCUUGUUACUGCAAGUGUUGGUGUAAUUUACUCACAAGCGGUGAAGUCGAAAGUUGAGGAACUUGAAAACCCUAGGAACGCGGAUGAUGAUGUGGAAGGGCGAACUCCCCGGAAAAAGCUUUUCAAAGCGUACUGUUUGCAACUUCUAGCCAGAUUUGCUUUCGGGAUUUCUUUUGUCCUUCUGCAGACCAAAUUACUUUAUCCGCUCAGCUUUCCCUCGAACUUCAAUUGUAACUUAACGAGAGACGGGAAUUUUUCAGACAUAACGGCUAAUGCGACUCGCAACGGAACACAAACGCAAAUGUCAUACGAAUGUCAUAAUCAACGAGCAGCUAAGAAGACCUUCUGGGCUGAUGCCGUGAUCCUUGUAACUGGAGUGUUUGCGUUUCUUGUUUUCAUCGAGUCUCUUUAUUUGUUAUGGCGUACAAAAAGAGUACAAGGGUUCACGGAGGACCCCAAAUUUCAUAAAUAUUAUCUGAAUUCGAAUACAGACAAACAUACAGACCCAGAACAAGUGUUAUUAACAACCGAGCCGUCAAUCAACCGCACUCCUCAUGAAACAUUAUUAGCUCAUUCCAUUGAACAAAUGAAGAAACAUGUCCGAGAAGUCACCGAACGACCUUACAAAGAUCUUAAAUCACCUUUUGAUGAUCCAGGCGAAGGAAGAGAUCUAAAGCUUGACGAAAUCUUCACCAACUUGAUUGUUUAUAAGGGGAGAGCUAAGUAUGACUUUUCUGGAGACAGAGGGGAACAACUUAAAGAGUACCACAAAGCCAAUGAAAAUUUGCGACCAACACGGCCAGGAGAUAUUUUCGAAGCUGUGAAACAAAAGAUUCUUGUUGUCGGUCGUCCUGGGGUUGGAAAAACUUUGUUUAGUACAAAGAUUCUUCGCGACUGGGCGUCCGAUAAUUUGUUGAACAAAACACAAAAAUCACAAAUAGAUUUUAAAGUCGCUUUUCUAGUCAAGUUGAGGAUGUUCAACUCUACAGACAAAAAAGAACUAAAUCUUCGCGAGCUUCUGGAUCACUCAGAGUAUUCAACAGCUCUAUCUGAAGAGGCCUGGAGCUACAUCCGUAACAACCCAAAGCGAGUACUGAUUAUUUUUGAUGGAUUUGAUGAAUAUUCUGGGAAGACUAAAGUCAAUAAGGAUGACGGUCUGUACAGAAACAGUGAAGAAGACAGGAUGCCUGUCCAUUUCCUGCUCAAGAAAAUAGUAUCCCGAAAACUUCUUACCGGUGCCACAGUCUUAAUAACUACAAGGCCUAAUGCCGUGCCAUAUAUCAGAAGUCUUGACUUUAAUAGAACAGUUGAAAUUCUGGGAUUUUCAACUAAGCAAGUGGAAGAUUAUGUAGACAAGUUUUCAAAGCAGGGGGACAAGGCAGAAACCAUAAAGCAACACAUUACAAGUAACUCAAACCUUCUAGCCUUCUGCUACAUCCCUGUGAAUUGUUACAUCGUUUGUUCGUGCUUGUUACAGUUGCUUCGUAACACUACUGGCUUUACUAGCCUCCCGACAAGACUGACAGAAAUAUACUCAGUUGCAAUAAAAAUGUUUUACUUUUGUUACGAUGAUAAUCAGUAUCGCCACGAUAAAGCCGAAGGUCAACCAUUUAUUCUAAAGAAGUUUAAGGAACUUUCUUCCGAUGUGCAAGAUGUGUUUGCACGUCUGGCAAAAAUUGCUUUUGAUGGAAUUAGAGAGGGAAAUCUAAUUUUUGAAUCACACGAAGUGAAGAACCUAGCGAGUAAUGGCUUGUUCCACCGAUUACCUGAUAGUUUUAACGGUUUAACGGAAGGACGAGCACAAUAUUGUUUUAUGCACCUGACGAUGCAGGAGUUCUUCGCGGCGAAGCAUUUGGUGGACACGUACAGUUCCAAAGACCUGCAGAAGUUUGUUUCCAAUAACAUCCAGGAGGGCGCGUGGAAGGUUGUGAUGCAGUUUGUGGCUGGACUACUGGCUGAAAAAGGAGAACAAUCAACAGAUAUUUUCAGCGACCUUCUUCCCUCAAAAACUUUUAUUAGAGAAGUUGACAUCAAGAUGAAUGAAGAUUCAGAGCAACGAAGUGAAACACUGACCUGCUGGCCGGCUUUUGGAGACAUGGCUUUAGUGGUGACGUUAUUCAAUUGCAUGUAUGAGAACAAAGCCUCUGAUCGAGAAGUUCAAAAGAAACUGGCGAAAAUUGGUUGUAAUGCGCUUGAUUUUGCUCAGUGUUCCCUGUCACCUCUUGACUGUUUAGCAUUAGUGCAUGCACUUAAAUCUGUUGAAGGAAUUUUGGAUUUUGAUUUAAGGUUCAACAACCUUCAGUCGUUAGGAUGUAUUGAGAUUGCGAAGUUGUUACCUGGCAACCAACACAACCAGGGUUUUUGCGAACUAGAAAGAUUAGACCUCGGCUUUAACAACAUAACUGAUGAAGCAGUUAAACGUUUAUCUACAGCACUCACACACACUAAUUGUAGACUAAACAACUUAGGCCUCGCGUAUAACAACAUAAGUGAUAAAGGGGUUAAACAUUUAUCUACAGCACUCACACACACUAAUUGCAAACUAAACAGCUUACACCUCGAGAAUAACAACAUAACUGAUAAAGGUGAAAAUCUCCUAAAGUCAAUGAACAUAAACUGUAAAGUAUUUUUCUUUUAA
This is a messenger RNA of Porites lobata, 2889 nucleotides long. Lineage: Eukaryota; Metazoa; Cnidaria; Anthozoa; Scleractinia; Poritidae. The record is from the annotation of a GenBank genome assembly.